Molecule: messenger RNA, 2022 nt
Organism: Somion occarium
Lineage: Eukaryota; Fungi; Basidiomycota; Agaricomycetes; Polyporales; Cerrenaceae
Source: the annotation of a GenBank genome assembly
AACUCUGCCCUUACUUACCUCGUAUCUUUCUGGUCCACCUCCUAUCGCAAUGAGAAACAGUUCUUCAUAUCAGUGUAUAUAACCAAGGCCGCACAAGCCAAUCUAUUCUGCUUAUCUUUCAUGGUAAUGCCGGUCCGUGUACGCGAUAUAAAGCUCACAUGAAUGAAUAGCGGCCUCCGAAAGCUUAAGUAUUCUGUCUCCAGUGUGUAUCUACUCUCGCGACGCUGUUGAGAUGCUUUCGACUUGCUUGGGUCUUGCGGUGCUUUUGUCUACCUCCAUUGUAACAGCUCAUCAUCACGAACAAGUCCUCCUUUCGGGCGAUGACUCUCACUCUCAUCCCAAUUUUGAUGAUUCGAAAUCACAUCCAGAAACUUGGCUGAGCAAAUAUGGACCUCAGAUUGACCAGCCAUUCUCUGGUCCGCUCUCUUUUUCGCACCUACCCUAUACUCGAUGUCUCGAAGAUGAAUCAGCUCAAUUCGACAUUGCCCUAUUGGGCAUGCCAUUCGAUACCGGUGUGACUUAUAGACCAGGAGCCAGGUUUGGUCCUUAUGCUAUUCGCUCGGGAAGCAGGAGGCAGAAGGAGAGCCGAGGAUAUACGAUGUCUUGGGGAACCAAUCCAUACACACUGGGUGCGAAAAUAUUGGAUUGCGGCGACGUCCCGGUCAGUCCAUUCGAUAACGCGCUGGCAGUUGACCAAAUGGAGGUCGCGUACUCCUCCCUUCUCGCGCGACCAGUGACCGAGAAAGGCCUUGCCAUUCCGCUUUCUAACCGUGUCAGUCAUCUUGCUUUAGACGGCAAGGAACACCCUCGUAUAGUUUCGCUUGGUGGUGACCACACAAUUGUCCUCCCCAUCCUUCGAUCUCUGCAUAAAGUUUACGGCCCCAUUUCUGUUAUCCACUUCGACGCCCACCUAGACACAUGGGCAGCUUACCCUGGCACAAGUACCGAACAAUCCCGCGUCACUCACGGGACGUUCUUCUACUUGGCUAAAGAGGAGGGCUUAAUGAGUAACCACAGUAUACAUGCUGGGAUUAGGUGCAAACUUGCUGGAAUCGAAGAUUUGAAGAACGAUGACGAAGUCGGGUUCCAAUUGAUAUCUGCGGACGAUAUUGAUGAUCUAGGUGUCAAUGAGAUCAUCCGACGGAUUCGUGAACGCAUCGGAAACACGCCUGUUUAUCUAAGUUUGGACAUUGAUGUUAUUGACCCGGGUCUCGCGCCAGCUACUGGUACUCCCGAAGCGGGUGGAUGGACCACUCGUGAAGUCAAACGAAUCAUCCGAGGUCUCGCAGGUCUCAACUUCAUGUACGUCAUGUCCACUCCCCUUGCUUCGUUAACGUAUCAUUUCACCCCCGACAGUGGUGCAGAUAUAGUAGAAGUAGCACCAGCCUACGAUAAUGCGGAGAUCACGGGUAUUGCAGCUGCAGACAUCGUACACGACUUCUUGUCCAUGCUCAUGGCUAAGGAACCUCCUAAGCGAAGUGCCGGGGCUUGGGUUCCUGCAAGGGACGAGCUCUGAGACUAAGUAACAAAAUGUAUCACAAAGAGGGAAUCCGAUGACACAAUAACAUGCUUGAUUUGUUUGAAACCGCUGCAUCUCUCGCUUUCUGAAGCAUUUGGUUUUGCUUUACAUUAUCCAGGUUCCGAGACGGCUUGGCCGUCCAUCUCCCUCUUACAGGUAUGAUCGCAUAUUCCCUCUUGGUCUGACACUGACCAUCCACAAUAUUGAGUGCCAGUGUUGUCAGGCACGGUGCAGGCGAUCCGAGGGACGCGAAUAUGGCAUCUACAUCUUCCUUGAAUCGGUUAUAUAUUGUCAAGGAGGUCGAAUCUAGGUGCAUGCGCAAGCAAGUCUAAGCCGUGGAGGUAUUGAAUUACGGCAACACUUUGUUGGGAAGUCGUAUGUUCAUAAUUGGUGUUAGCUCUUCUGUCAUAGUGCAUAUCAUGUAUAUCAUGAAAUGCGCAUUCUCGCUAUCCUUUUUCAUAUAGGCCAUGCCGGUUCCGUCGUCGCUGCUCAACUUGAAAUCG